Molecule: messenger RNA, 1401 nt
Organism: Penicillium paradoxum
Lineage: Eukaryota; Fungi; Ascomycota; Eurotiomycetes; Eurotiales; Aspergillaceae
Product: CMGC/SRPK protein kinase
Exons: 2
Coding region: 1-1401 (466 amino acids)
Biological process (GO): spliceosomal complex assembly; protein phosphorylation; regulation of mRNA processing
Molecular function (GO): ATP binding; protein kinase activity
Source: RefSeq, a predicted model, not a curated record
AUGUUCAGACGGUUCUAUGCCAAUACACGGCCAAUUCCUAGGCAGACAUGGAAACUCGUCUCGAAUGAAUUCUAUCCUCCAAAGACUUCACCAUUGUCGACCUCCAGCACAAGACCUAGCAGGUCCCAAUAUUUGUUCAUUGCGGAUGUCGAAGACCUAGACGGGUAUAACCCUGGAGGAUACCAUCCUCUGCAAAUCUAUGACACUUUGGAUAAUGGUCGUUACCGACUAGUUCACAAACUGGGGUAUGGAGCGUACUCAACCGUCUGGCUAGCUCGUGAUCUACAAAACGCCAGAUAUGUGGCCGUGAAGGUCAAUAUUGCUGAUACUAGUGACACUACGCAUGAGUCCAGCCUCAUACACAAGCUUCGAAGCUCGCGUAAGCCUGGAAAAGAAAUCAUUCGUUCCAUCCUUGGUGAGUUCUGGGCAAUCGGCCCUAAUGGAAGGCAUAAAUGUAUCGUUACUCCACCCGCCCAGAUGAGUCUACCCGAUUCCAAGGACGCCUCGGCGUUUGGGCUCUUUGAGCCUAAAGUCGCGCAAUCGAUGAUCGCUCAGCUCAUCCGCGGGGUCGCAUUCCUUCACGAUGAGAAUAUCGUACACGGUGACCUUCACCUCGGCAACAUCCUCGUCCAAUUCCCCGAAGCGAUAGAUCAUCUCUCUACGUCCGAACUACACGGGAGAUUUGGACGACCAGAGCCAGAUGACGUUGUUCGUGUCGAUGGAAAGCAGUUAUCAGAUAGCAUACCCCCUUACGUUUUUCUUCGCGGUUGGUUUGGAGUUGCCAGUAAUGAUCUAGCUCUCGGCCAAGAAAAUAUUAUUCUCAACGACUUCGGGGCAUCUUUCAACCCCCACGAAACGCGCAUGUUUGAAUCAAAGACUGUUCCUACUCUCCAACCACCAGAAGCCAGAUUCUCGAACGAGCCGCUCUCCUUUGCCUCAGAUAUCUGGACGCUUGCCUGCACUAUCUGGGAGAUUCUCGGCCGGUACCCAUUAUUUGAGGUAGUCUUCCCAACUCCGGACCGCGUUACCGCGGAGCAAGUCGAGGCUUUGGGGAUCCUACCUCCUGAGUGGUGGGAUAAGUGGGAAAGAAGAUCGGAAUGGUUCAAUGAGGAAGGUGACAUGAUUUUGAAGCGGGUGGGCGGGCGCAUGGCGUGGGACCAGCGAUUUGAACACGAUAUACAGAAGCCACGGGCCCAGGCGGGCCUGGAAAUCGUGACGAAGGAAGAAAGGAGAGCGCUUGAGACAAUGCUUCGAUCGAUGCUGGCUUUCCGGCCGAGAGAAAGAGCGACAGCACAACAGGCAUUACAUUCAGAAUGGAUGAAACAUUGGGGACGGCCGGCUCUAGAACAGAGCGGGAAGACAUUUAAACCCGAAGAUAAAUAUCCGGGGAUUCAAAUUUAG